This is a messenger RNA of Vigna umbellata (rice bean), 1407 nucleotides long. RefSeq lists its product as uncharacterized. The record is from RefSeq and is a predicted model, not a curated record. Lineage: Eukaryota; Viridiplantae; Streptophyta; Magnoliopsida; Fabales; Fabaceae.
UGAAAAACAGAGUAGCAGAAGAAACGCAUGGCUCCGAUGAAGGUUCAACCGAUUGCAAUCGACAUCGAUUCCGAGAAGGUGAAGGACGCGGUGGUGGUUCGGAACGAGUCAGUGUUGAAGUCGCGUCUGAAACGGUUGUUCGUCUUUGACCGUCAGUUACCGAAGAACAACAAAGAUGUAGCAACAGAGUUCGAACCGAGCUCGGUGUGCUUGGCGAAAAUGGUGCAGAAUUUCAUGGAGGAACAACCUCCGGCACCGAAAUGCGGUCGCAACCGCUGCAACUGCUUCAACGCAAAUAGCUCCGACGAAGACGAUUUCGAUCUCUUUGGUGCACCGCCACCAGAAUCAUCCAUUACCGACGCCGCUGAAUCUCUCAAGACUUUGAUCCCCUGCGCGAGUGUAGGCGAGAGGAACCUGUUAGCUGACGUGGCUAGAAUCGUGGAGAAAAACGGCAAGUUGUUUAAGAGGAAAGACGAUCUGAUAAAGGUAGUCGCGGAAGCACUUUCCUCCGCUCUCGGUUACGAUUCUUCCAUCUGCAAAUCGAAAUGGGAGAAAACUUCGUCGUGUCCUGCUGGUGAAUAUGAAUUCAUAGAUGCGAUUGUGGAAGGUGAGUGGUUGAUCGUGGAUGUCGAUUUUCGAUCCGAGUUUGAGGUGGCGAGAUCCACGGGAAGUUACAAGGCAAUUCUUCAAUCGCUGCCGUUCAUCUUCGUUGGAAAAUCUGAGAGACUGAAGCAGAUCGUGGCGAUUGUCUCCGAAGCGGCAAAGCAGAGUUUGAAGAAGAAAGGAAUGCACGUUCCGCCCUGGAGGAAGCGCGAUUACAUGCUCGCAAAGUGGCUCUCUCCGUCCAGCGUUAGGGAGAAGCAACCCCCGUCCUCCUCCGUGCAAGUCGCCGUAGCUCCACCGGAAACAAUGUACUCCGGUGAUGCAGCGUCGAGGGAGAGCGAUUGCGGUGAGUUGGAGCUGAUCUUCAGCGAGUCACCGCCGAAGAACGAGACCGAGUCCGAGUCCGAGGCUGAUUCCGGCAAGGAGAAGGCGGAGUCGCCAUCACCUACCACGGCGUGGCAACCGCCAGCGGUGAAGCCGAAGAGCGUCGAGAGAGGGACCAAGGUGGUUACCGGAUUGGCCUCUCUUCUCAAGGACAAACCAUAGAAAUCUUUUUUGUUAUUUUUCUUUUUUUUUUUUAGUUCCGAAAUUAAAAAAUUAAAAUAUAAAAGAGAAAAUAUCGGAUGAGGCUCCCUUUUUUAUGAAGUAUUUUUGUUUUCCCUUCUUUUGUUAUCAAGGGAAAAUUUGUAAGAAGUAACUUUUUGUUAUUUUUUUUUUGGUUCGCACCAUGUAAGUGUAAGAAGCUGCUGCCACAGCAAUAUCAUCUGUAAUAAAAUCAAAAGCUGAAAUUAAAAUUUUUCUAAA